Messenger RNA from Carya illinoinensis, 1769 nucleotides. RefSeq names its product probable N-acetyltransferase HLS1. Gene Ontology annotation, molecular function: acyltransferase activity, transferring groups other than amino-acyl groups. The record is from RefSeq and is a predicted model, not a curated record. The transcript has 3 exons. NCBI's taxonomy places the organism in Eukaryota, Viridiplantae, Streptophyta, Magnoliopsida, Fagales, Juglandaceae. The coding region runs from base 97 to 1341 and encodes 414 amino acids.
AUCUAUCUUCGAGUAUAUUUCCUUUUCGAUGCAGUAGUACUACUACACCUGAGAAUUGGUAACCAACUCGAUCGCUUGCUUUAGCCCAGUAAGAACAUGGUUGACAACAUAGAGAAGAAAGUUCUUAUAAGGGAAUUCGAUGAAGACAGAGAUAUUGAAGUGGUGGGGAAGCUUGAAAGGAUUUGUGAGAUGGGGUCUAAAACGGGGGUCUCCAUUUUCACUAACACGAUAGCUAUAAGCUGUGACCCUUUAUGUAGGAUUAGGUUCUACCCCCUUCAUGUCAUUCUGGUAGCUGAGCUGCUUCAAAAUGGGGAGCUUGUCGGCGUGGUUCGAGGAUGCAUUAAGGAUGUCGGGACUGUUCAUGGGGAAGCACAUGUGAAGAUGGGUUGCAUUCUAGGCCUUCGAGUCUCUCCUACUCACCGACGGAAGGGAAUCGGAUUGAAACUUGUGAACUCAGUGGAACAAUGGCUACUGAGAAAUGGAGCAGAGUACACAUUCUUAGCAACUGAAAAGAACAAUACUGCCUCUAGGAACCUCUUCACUCUCAAAUGCGAUUAUGUGAACCUUGGUUCGUUAGUCAUAUUUGUUCAGACAAUUGGUUUACCUGCAAAGAAUCUCUCCCAAGAUAUAAAGAUAGAGAAGUUACCCAUAGACCAGGCAAUUUCCCUGUACGAAAAGAGGCUUAGAGACAAACAGGUCUAUCCAACUGACAUUGACACGAUUUUGAAGGAAAAGCUAAGCCUCGGCACGUGGGUAUGCUAUUAUGAAAAAGAGGGUUGGAAUAUCAGCAAGCUGGAAAGAACAAGUAGUGAUCAAGAAACCAGCGCCUCAUCAUGUAUAAAAUCCACAAGCUCUUGGAUGAUUUUUAGCAUGUGGAAUACUCGUGAAGCUUACAAACUUCAGGUAGGAAAGCCCCAUCCACUGUCGACGUUUCUUCAUGCAACAAGACUGAGCCAUGCAAUUACAGAGAAAAUCUGCCCUUGCCUAAGAAGGCCAAUGAGUAGUAGUAGUAGUAGUGGUGGUCACUCGUUUCAAAGACCAGUUGGGUUUCUCUUUCUUUAUGGGCUUCUAGGAGAAGGAGAGAAGCUCGGGGAGCUCAUGAAAUCGGCAUGGAGCUUUGCAUCAAAUGUGGGUCAAAAUGUGAAGGACUGUAAGGUGCUAAUCAUAACCGAGCUGGGGGUCACUGAUCCUCUCAUAAAGCAUAUUCCUCAGGAACCCUCUAUGUCACGCAUCCAUGAUCUCUGGUAUGCGAAAAGAUUGAUUCACAACGAGGAUAUAGAUGCAUCAAUUCUGGCCAAGGGACCAGUUGGGAAUGUCUUUGUUGAUCCAAGAGACUUUUAGCUAGCUAGCUAGGGUUAGUAGUAGUACUGAUCUAGCUAGCUAGCCAUAUAUAUAUAUAGAACUUAUGUGCCAUGCUGAUUGCACACAGCCCCAGGUCGAUCAAUACCGUUUCAAUUAGGAGCUAGCAUGUCCCUUAAAAAACCCCAAGUGUUCCACAUUUUACAUCAAUGAUUGGUGUCUGUUGUAGUUGUACGUAUAAGAUGAAGACCUCAAUGAAGAUCAUAAGGGCAACAAGACCAACGAUUGUUUUAGUGCCAUGCACGAUUAAUCGAACAAACCCUAGAGAUAACAUUCAUGAACAUCAUAUAAGGAAUUAAUUAUUACUAUGAUCUGAUAGUUAUCUGCAUAUAUCUUGUAUUUCUUGUAGUUGGACUUUGUACAAAUUAACAAUUAGUUAGUUGAUCAGUUUAAAGUGGGCUUCAUAGUUA